Molecule: messenger RNA, 972 nt
Organism: Clonostachys solani
Lineage: Eukaryota; Fungi; Ascomycota; Sordariomycetes; Hypocreales; Bionectriaceae
Source: the annotation of a GenBank genome assembly
AUGAGAAGAAGUAACCGCUUAGCAAAAGCCAGACUCGUCGCUUCAGUAGAAACACCAUGGCUGGUCACGAAACCAUCGCCCAAAGCGCUCCAGGUGUUUUCGACGCCCGAGCUAUUUGACAUGAUCCUUCUGGCUGUUGACGAUAUGCCAACUCUCGUCGCCUCGGUUCCGCUCGUUUGCCAAUCUUGGAAGCAGCAUAUGGACAGUUCUCUGGAGCUCAAUCGCGCGCUAUUCUUCAUACCUGAUCGCGAAACCACCAUGUCUGAUCUAGACGCUGCUUCCCAUUUUCGCCUCAAUCCAUUGUUGUGCGAACACUUUGGGCCGCUGGUUGAGUCGCCCGCUACCUUUGACCUUGAUCCUCCGGGAUUCCAAAGCCCAAUGGACAAAUUCGAUUACGCUCUUCGAGAUGGGGUCAACAUUCAUCACAUUCAGAUGAUGCGGCUCAGUAUUGCCGGCCGCGGUGCAAAGGGACUCAAAGAACGCUUCGCUCACAAAGACGCGAGCUGGCGUCGCAUGCUCAUCUCACAACCGCCUGUCAGGAAGAUUGGAUACAGAUGCAGUCAAGGUAAUCUACCCGAAACGGACGGUGUGGAGCGAUUUAUUGUGCCAGAAGGUUUGCGGAUGGGCCAACUGUGGGAUUCGAUAUACCACAGUUUGUGGACCCCAUGUAACGGCAAGCUCGUAAGGCGAAGCGUCCAGAUGGCCUACCGGCUCGGCAGUCACGAUAACCCCAUUUGGUCGAGAACAGGACCUCGGUGGAGGAGGGGGCUUCUAGUGGAUGUUGAGUUUGUUUUCAGUGUUAAUCAAUACCACCUCUCCACGGGAAAGGGGGAGGAGGAGUUGAUUAAAUGGGAUAAGCGGCAGGCGAGCACUGCGCCAACUUAUUGUAGUGGAGGCUAUGAUGAAAACAACAUUCUGGCAUCGAUGGGUGUAGAUAGGGUUAGUUUUUUGUACUGGUAUGACCGGAGGUGA